Drosophila hydei is the source of this 545-nucleotide messenger RNA. RefSeq lists its product as uncharacterized. Gene Ontology annotation, biological process: mRNA 3'-end processing by stem-loop binding and cleavage. The transcript has a single exon. Gene Ontology annotation, cellular component: nuclear body; cytoplasmic U snRNP body. Bases 105 to 527 code for a protein of 140 amino acids. The record is from RefSeq and is a predicted model, not a curated record. Lineage: Eukaryota; Metazoa; Arthropoda; Insecta; Diptera; Drosophilidae. Gene Ontology annotation, molecular function: histone pre-mRNA DCP binding; U7 snRNA binding.
UUACAUAUUUCAUUGGAGUUUAAAUGCUGCAAUCAUCAAUGUUAUUGGUAUAUUAACAAUUUUCUCACAGUGAAGUAGGGUACGUGGUUCGGGCCACAGACACAAUGCACAAUUUUAGCGCACGGGAAAAGUACUUGAUAUCAAAUACAUUAAACUGCUUGCCUAUUAUACUGCAAGGACGUGCAGUGCUUAUAGAUCUGCAAAAUGAGACAUCCGUGGCGGGGAUCAUUAGUAUUGCUGACGGCCAUAUGACCUGCGAGCUAACCGCUGCAGUUUUCAUCGAUCGUAAUGGACAAUGUCAUGCAUUCGAUAAUUUUAUGAUACGCAACCGAAUGAUUCGCCUCCUGCAUGUGCCCGCGGAUCUAGACAUCAGACAUGAGCUAUCGCAGCUGCAGCGCAAGCCCACUAACAGGACCAGGACGAAAACCAAGCGCACGUUCAAGCAGAAGCGCGCAGAGGAGCGACACAAGGAAACUCUGGAGACUAUUAAGACUCAAAGAGACGGUGAUAAGCCAAAGGAAACAUAAAAUUGAUUUAGAUUGCGA